Messenger RNA from Aspergillus versicolor CBS 583.65, 255 nucleotides. RefSeq lists its product as uncharacterized. NCBI's taxonomy places the organism in Eukaryota, Fungi, Ascomycota, Eurotiomycetes, Eurotiales, Aspergillaceae. The transcript has 2 exons. The record is from RefSeq and is a predicted model, not a curated record. Bases 1 to 255 code for a protein of 84 amino acids.
AUGACAUCUGGCGAGAGUUCACCCCCUACGUCCCCAACGCCCCCAACACCCCCAGAUGCCCCAAGACCGCCAGACCCGACUCCAAACUGCACCCAUAAUUGCGGUCCACUCGAGCAGGCCGGGGUAGACUGGCGCCACUGGACCUGUCGCUGCGGACAUGGAUAUUAUACCCCGAACCGAGUAUGGAUCUCGGGGUCCGACGUGCGCAAUGGGCGGCAACCACCAAGAGACCAGCAGCCUGCUGGAGACCGGUAG